Molecule: messenger RNA, 1761 nt
Organism: Colletotrichum lupini
Lineage: Eukaryota; Fungi; Ascomycota; Sordariomycetes; Glomerellales; Glomerellaceae
Exons: 9
Coding region: 1-1761 (586 amino acids)
Source: RefSeq, a predicted model, not a curated record
AUGCCCACAGACGUAACACCAAAAGACAUGUCGGUUGUCACUCUGUUGCUUUUUUUCUUUGACUCUCGGACGCGUCGCCUCGUCUCGCCUCACCUUGCCCUUGCCCUUGCCUUGGCUAAGGCUUGCCCCGGCCCCGGUGCCCUUUGCUCUCGUCAUCGGGACAGCAAACCGACAGCAACCCAACCCAUGGGGCCAAACGUAAGUGAGCAAUGCUGCGUGUGGGUUGGGCCAACCCACGGGUGUGUGGAUCGUGUCGUGCGGUCGCCGGGUCCUGUCCAAUUUCGUCGCGCAGAAGAGUGGGAAUCCAUCUCCGCGACGGCCGUCCGUGAGAAGAGACGACAAGGCCAUUUGACAGGAGCAAUCGUGGUGGACUUUGAUGUGCAUGCCGUUUCCCAAACUUUGCUCGAAAUGUUGUUCCGACCGGGCUGGGGAAUGGCUCAUCAAGGUCCAUCAGGCCCAUCUAUGAGACGCAGGAGCGUUCGCGGACGCCACAUCCGUCAAUGCAUGUUACUGCUUGUUGCUUUCCCUGCUUUGCUCGCGAGCCUCGCCCUAGAGACUGACUGUUUGUUGGUUGGGACGGCGGGCUGGCUGGCUUACGCUGCGUCUGUGUUCGUACUUCUCAGUCUGUACGAUAAUACUGAGAGUCCAGGCAAGACAUACCACCACAGCACCACCAUCGACCGGGACAGGGUGACUUGCUUCAAGAUCGGGCUGCCGUUGAUGUUGAUCGCAGGCAAGUCCGAAGAGAGACUCGCUCGGUACACAACUGGGUACCUGAGUCGAACCGGAGGACAACUGGGCGUGUUCGGUGUGGCAGGGAGCGGGUGGGAAAGACAGAAGGGCGCCAAAUCUACCGGCGCCCCGUCGGGCCAUCAACUUGACACAAGAGCCUGUCAGGAAAUACCUGGUUCUGCUUCCCAGAGAUCUCUGAAUCGCCAGCCAGACGCGCUAGGGAGAUCCAAGAGGUUCCGACAGCGCGGCAACCGUGGGGCCAUGGCUCAGCGAGCACUUCGUCCAAACUUGCCCAACCCCGGCAUGCGUGUGGCUACCAGUACGCUAACUGGCGUACCUGCGUGUUGCCCAUCACCUUCACCCUCCAAGAGUCUUGGCAAAUCUCCAAUCCACCUUGAUCCAGCGAGGCGGGACUUUUGGCGUGUCUCAGUUGCCAUGCCUUGGGAUUGCAGGUGCAUGCUGAUUGCAGUCCGCUGGAUGCAGCCGGUACUCGAAGCCGGCAUCAAACUGCAGAAUGAUCCUAGGAUGCCCAAUGCGCUAGCAAGGAGUGACGACGCCUUGGAGCAAGGAGAGAGAAGGGAUAGAAAGCAGAAAAGCUGGUGUCUAGAAGUUGGUGUGCGCAGAUGCAAGAUUGGUUCUGAUUGCCUCCUCGACAACGGGGAAAUUGGAGAACGGCAGUUCAGUACAGUCGGUUGGUUCGUACGUACGCCCGUACGAGAUGACAUUGGCAGAACCAACGCAACGCAACGCAACUCUUGUCCAACCCGCGAUCUGCAAAACAAGGAGUUUGCCUGGGACAACUUGCUUAUUUUCCCUUUGCUUUCCCGGCUUCUACAUCCCGCCACCUCGUCCAAACACAUAAGCAGUGCUGCAGUUACGAACUUAGGGCGUGUAAAAGCCAAAGGGGGCCACACGGUAGACCAGAGAGCAGCCACACUCCGGGAUGCGGCUGCUGCGGCUGCGGCUUUGGCCACUCGAGUCACGGUGCAGACGCUGGCCGCCGCCCGACAAACAGCGAUUACCCGGUGA